UCCGGAAAAACUCGGAAAUAUCCGAGAUGUUGCGAUUGACACUGAGCAGCAGAUGAUGCGAAAACUGACAAACGCGUAGAGUUGAAUGCGAACACCGAGAAAAAAUCUCACAAUGUGAUAUUCAUAUGGAUUUUCUUGGCAUAAUAGAUAAUGUCUUCAAAAGUGACACGAUAUCUGGGCUACCUCCUGUUUAGACUUCUACUGCCAUUGGUUCUACUAGCAGGAUGCGCUCUGAGAUACAACAUCAUUUCAUUCCUGUAUUUACUAUUCUUACUGGGCCUUCCAUUAAUUCCAACUCCAAGUUCCAAAACAGUAAAAGGAGUGACUGGUAUCUACUUAAUACUACUGAUUGUGCUGGGGGGCUUGGCGACCCUAACCCAGGGUAUUUUCCACAUUGUUCUAGCAGCCAUCCCAGGGACGUAUGGUGAAAGCUUUCCUAACUGUUCAAGUAAUGAAAAAAUCGCUAGAUUGAUAGCAGUUGAAAGACUGGAUGGAGUUCCCUUUAUCCACGUCCUGCGGUUGGCUGUGCUGGACGUGGUGGUCCUGGCUGUGGCCAUUAUUGUGUUUGUGUACUGUUAUAAAGUGUUCAGUCCCUCCCGAGACUCGCUGUCCCCCGAGGACCUCCCGUCCAUACAGUCAGGCUCCCAGAGGAGACGGUCUCAGAGACUACAGAGCUUCCUACAGUUUGUCGGGAAUUUCAUCGACGUUCUAUUUUUAGCAGCCUGCGGUAUUAUUGUGCCAUCGGUUGCCAGUGCUGUGUAUUUUAUAUCAUUUCUAUUUAUCGCCACCUGGUGGUCAUUUUAUCGGGGACUCGGACAUAAAUUUACCAUUUUCCGAAUCUGUGUUUUAAUAUGGAGUGGAUUACAUUUAGCUUUUCUUCAUUUAUAUCAAAUGCAACUUUUCCAAGAGGACUGGCUACCAUCAAGAACAUCUCUAGUGGCCAGACUACUUGGCUUAACAGCUGUAAUCAAAACGGAUUGUGACAAACCCUGGUCUGUUGAGUUCCACGAGCCGUCAAACUGGCCUUUGUUUGUUAACCCGGCCCUUCUUGUUGCCCUUUACUUCAGUGUGGCCACAGAGACCAGGAUUUGGAGAGGAUCAGAGAGCCUGGUUGUGGAGGGAGAGAACCAGUCUUAUGAGACAUUCUCCUCGACCUCACAGCCUCGGGACAAGACGGAUUCUCCCACCAUGCUGGAUUCUGAUGAGGAGGAUGGUGGAUCAACCAAAUCCAAACCCAGGAAGAAGAAAGCUAACGUCAAGAGAAACCCGGUGGCCUCCCUGUUUGUAUUCAUUAUGAAACAAAGUUAUGUCUUGUCCCUGAUUGCAAUGAUGGCGUGGAGUAUCACGUAUCACAGUUGGAUGACCUUUGUCCUGCUGUUGGCAGCCUGCUUUAUCUGGAUGGUCCCCCAGUCCCGGCGGGCGUGUCUCCUCUGCUCCCCCCUCAUUGUCUUCUACGGGGAGGCCCUCCUCAUCAUACAGUUUGUGUACGGCAUGAAUCUCAAGGAACUACCGGAGGAAAGCAACGGAAUCCAGCUGGCUGAGAUCGGACUCAAGAAAUUCAAAUAUCCCUGUCUACAACUGGCAUUACAAAUCCUGUUCACCAGUAUGUUUUGGCUGACGAUGAGACAGUUCAUCCGAGAGAGGCGGCUCCUGAAGAAACCGGACAGAACUCAGGUACCACUGGACACCAUCAACUCCGAGGAGGCUCCCCGCGGGUCGUGGUUCCAAGGCUGGAUAAGGCUGCGGGAAUUCUCUGAUCAGGAGGAGGGUGUAAGGGACAUAACUCAGUCAGGAGCGUACAUUCCAAAUUUGGAUGAGGUUGAUGGAUAUGACAGUCACACAGUCAAACAGACAGGUCAGUACCUGUGGAACCUCCUGUCUAAGUACUGGAUCUUUGUGUGUACGGGGAUGAUGUUACUCAUCUCUAUUUACGAAGUCGUCGUCUUCAGAAUCAUCUACCUCGUCCUCUUUCUUCUCUUUAUGUUGACCUUCCAGAUGAGCUACACCCUGUGGCGGGCCUCUAUGUACGUGUUCUGGUGGGUCCUUAUUGUCUACUCUAUGAUCAUCCUCGUGAUUGUCUACACUUACCAGUUCAAAGACUUCCCAGAAUACUGGCACAACAACACAGGACUGUCAUACCAAGUUUUAUCAGACAUCGGCCUGGAGCAGUUUGACACGGCCACCCUGUUUGUGAAGCUGCUGACCCCCACCAGUUUCCUGAUUCUCAUCAUACUACAGGUCCAUUACUUCCACAGCACCUUCCUCAAACUCAGCGACAUCAAACAUGUCAAAACAGAGGAGACAGAUGAUAAACCAUCAGAAGCUGUGACAACAGACACAGCAGGGGAGACAACUGACUCCGAACCUUCCAUCAUUAAAAAGGGGUUGAAAGAGAAGUUAAAAUCACACACGAUCGCGGUGUGGACUAAGUGUAGCGAGGUGUGGGCGGUGGUGUCUACGGUUCUGUGGAGGACCCUCGAGGUCCACUUUGUUAAACUGGUUCUCUUCACCAUCUUCAUGGUCAGCGUGAGUGAGGUAUCUGCCAUCGGAGGGGUGUUUGUCAUUCUCCUGGGGAUCUUAAUGCCAAUAAUCCGGGGCUGGACGCUCAUGUUACACCUGUGCAGACUUUGGACAGCUAUUGCGAUGGUGGCCAAGAUGAUUUAUCAGCUCAGCAUCAUUGAUAAGGAAUACUGGAACUCCAACUGCACAAUCAUCAAAGAUAGCAUAAAUACAACAGUACCUCCUCCGACUAAUGGCAGUAAUACAUCUAUAUACAUGUAUGAACUUGUGCCGUCAACUUUGGAUCCGUUUGGUAAUGGAACAGUAAACAACGCUGUAUGGGUCGGCCUGGACAAAGCCGGGGAAUUCUCUUCUUAUCUCAAGAACUACAUCUUGAUUCUGGUGGUGCUGAUUUUUGAGCGUGUGAUUUUCUACAGACAGACAAGGAGACGGCUCUAUACUGGGAUUGCAGACAUUCCUAAGGGGGUUAUAUUUAAUGACACCCACCGGGAAAACGCUGACAAAAACCUCCUCAGCUGUGCCAAGUAUUUUGCCAACUACUUCUUCUAUAAAUUUGGAUUAGAGAUCUGUUACAUUAUGAUGGCUAUAGUGAUCUGUGUGCGGGUGGAUGCCUACAGUGUUUUGUACGCCAUCUUCUUAGGUAUAUUGCUGCUACUGAAUCGACACAAGAACGCCAUUGUCUGGCCGAUAUUCACCAUCGUACUCACAGUACUGUUACCUGUGCAGUACGUGUUCUGUUUGGGGUUCCCACCUGGUGCCUGUAUAGAGUAUCCAUGGAAUUUUGACACAGAAACAGAGAAGAACUUGGAAAAUUGGUUGUACCUUCCAAAUUACUUCAACCCACCAAAUGUGUAUAAGCUUAUAGGGGACUUUUUCCUGCUGCUGUUUGUGUGUCUACAGGGACAGGUGUUUAGAACUGAGGCUCAGUUCCACAAGGAUUCAGAAGCGAGGUAUGGGGGAGGUAGUAAUGAGGAUAUACUGCCAGAAGUGGAGGCCAACCUGCCUAUCCCUGUCGCUGACUUUACCACUGUCAGGGAAUCCUACCUGGACGUCGUUAAGAGCGGUUUCUUUUCGUACAUGUACUGGGUGACCCUGUUCAUCAUCUUUCUGGCCGGCACCAAUCGAAUCAACCUGUUCAGCAUGGGCUACAUCAUCGGGGCUCUGUGUUUCAUGUGGUACGGACAGGAAUUCAUUCUAAAACCACUCAGAAAGAUCAGAAGAAGCUGGAACACAUUCCUGGGCUACACAGUCAUUGUGAUAUUCCUGAAGGCUUCGUUACAGCUGCUGGGCUGUGUUUACAUUGACUACCUGUACAACAAUCACUGCUGGUUGGUUCAGCUGCUGGGACUCACCUGUCUAUCUCCCUCCAUCAUGUAUUCACCAGGUGGCAGUGGUUUUGAGUGUAAGGUGGAGAUAGACGAUUCAGGACUGAGCUGGGACGUGGUUUGUUUAACGUUUCUUCUCUUACAAUUACGGAUCUACAAGAGUCACUACUUCCGACACAUCGUGGCCAGCGCGGAAGCCCAGAAUGCACUAGCUGCCAGGGGAGCUCAACUUAUCAAUGAGAUCCUGAUAACCCGAGUCCAGGAACAGAGAGAGGAUGAGAGAAAAGUCCUGGAGAAUAUCAAAAAGAAAAUGGAGUUUCUCCGGCAGAAAAAGUUUCAAGGAAGCACCAGAAACUUCCUGGAACCAGAUGAACAUUUUCAAGCGAUCCGUUCUGGUGACUACUACCUGUUUGAGGACGAUGACGUCCAUGCUGAGGACCCGACCAGUAUCACCAUCGGAGGAGACUCUGAGGAAGACGAGGACAAGGACAAGGCAGAUCCUAUCAAGUUGAUAUCCACAGCCAUAGAAUCAGGUCCUAAAGCUGCUGUGGAACAAGCUGAAGACGAGGAAGAAGAUAGUGAGCAAGACGAAGCAAUCAAAGAGGAAGAAAAGAAAGAAGAAGAUGAAUCUAAGUUAGAAAAAGUGAAGUACAUCUUUAAACUGAUUCAGAAGUUACUGGAGGAGUUGGCUGAUUGGAUGAUAUACAAAUUUAACAACAUCUCCAAGAACCACCGCCUGGUGGCUACGGAACUAGAGCGUGAGAUGAGAGCUCAGAAGCAGAGGAUUCAGAGAAGCAAAGCCAGACCUAAAGUCAAGGAUGAGACAGUCAGCCUAGACAUACCGGAGGACGGGACCACAGGGCCGACAGGGGCCAGCAGAAGUGAAGUUGAUGUGACAGAAAUUAGUGUAGUCACCACCGAGGAUCUUGGAGGAGAUUCAGUGGAUGGAUUACAGGGUAAACCCUCCACGAAGUUUGAGACAAACAAGAACAAGAUCUUCCUGCUGCUGGAGGCGACCUACUAUGUCGUGGUGUCGCGGUCAGAGCUGGUCUGUUACUUCCUGAUGAUUCUGAAUCAGAUCCUGUACUGCAGUCUGCUCUCCCUACCCCUCCCUCUCAUGGUGUUCCUGUGGGGCAUGCUCUCAGUGCCACGCCCCUCCAAGACUUUCUGGAUCACGGCCAUCACUUACACAGAGGCGGUGGUAGUUGUGAAGUACUUGUUCCAAUUUGGAUUUUUCUCCUGGAAUAAUAACACCGACAUAAACACUGAGCCCUUCUGGCCCCCGCGUAUCAUCGGUAUCGAGAAGAAAGACGGCUUUGUGACAGCGGAUCUAGUGCUUCUAUUGGCUCUGUUCAUACACAGAUCUGUCCUCAAGAGAUAUGGCUUGUGGAAGGAUGCUGAUUCUAUCUCAGCUGACCUGGUUAAAAUCGAGGAACAUUUAUCUGUACCAACUACACCAGUACAGGAGGAAGCCAAGCCUCUAGAAAGCAGCAGGACUACACAGGACAGUAAUGGAGAUGAUAGACCAAGCCUCCAGUUGGUGUUACAGCCGUUUAAGAGUUUCUACAGUCAGCUGACCGACCCUAAAUACAACGCUACCACCGACGUGUACGCCUCCAUGUUCCUGUGUGACUUCAUCAACUUCCUCAUCCUCGUGUUUGGUUACUGGGCAUUUGGUCCAGAGCAAACCUCUGGUGGAGACAAUGUAACAGAGUACAUCUCUGAGGACAGGAUUCCAGUUCCAUUCUUGAUUAUGCUGUUGACCCAGUUUAUCCUGAUCAUCGUUGACCGAGCCCUUUAUCUGAGGAAGAACAUCCUGGGGAAGUUUAUCUUCCAGAUUCUCCUCGUCAUCCUUAUCCAUGUGUGGCUCUUCUUCAUCCUGCCUUAUGUCACAAAAAGGAGAUUUUCUGAGAACACUCCAGCCCAGUUAUUUUACUUCUUUAAGUGCCUAUACUUUGGAUUGUCAGCUUACCAGAUAAGAUCCAGCUAUCCCACCAGAAUACUUGGAAAUUUCCUAACCAAGAAAUACAACUAUCUCAACUUGUUCCUCUUUAAAGGGUUCCUGGCUAUCCCGUUCCUGUUGGAGUUGCGGGUCCUGAUGGACUGGAUCUGGACUGACUCUACCCUGGCCAUAGGAAGCUGGCUACAGAUGGAGGACAUCUACGCCAAUAUAUACGUCCUCAAGUGCUGGAGGGAGGCCGAAAGGAAAUAUCCGACCCCUCGCUCUCAAAAGAAAGGUUCUCUGAUAAAGUAUGGUGUCGGAGGAUUGUUGCUGGUUCUCGUGAUCUUUAUAAUCUGGUUCCCGCUGGUCAUCUUCUCCUUUGCCAACACAGUUUACGUCAGUAACCCGCCAGUUUCUGUGACGGUGUCAAUUGCCAUUGGAGGAUUUCAGCCCUUAUUCAAAGUUCAGGCACAGCAACAGAGCAUAGAAACCCUAAGUACAGCUCAAUACAAUGACCUGCUGACCUACUUCAAUGACAUGGGAAAUAAGAAAGCUGUGAGUAACCUGAACAGAUACGAGCCUGAGGACAUCACGAUUAUAAAGCUGAAUGGGAAGUCGACAUCCGUGUGGGGGAUUAGUCCCCCCAGUAAGACGGAGUUACGGAACUUCCUCAACAUGACUGUUGGGGCACAGAUAGAGUUCGAGGUUAACUUUGUCAGAAACCCCACCUCCAGCGAUGCUAGUCAGUCCUUAACAUCUCAUCUGAUGGACACCCUGGAUGACCCAACCAGAAUGAAACUGGCCAAGCACCUAACAGACACCAGUAACCCUGUGACAAUUCUCAAACUUUUUACUCGCUUCUUCCGACUAUCAAAGAAGGCAUCCAAUGUGCUUACAUUUAUCCCUAAGAGUAACGUCUCCAUGCAGUUGAGUAUGAACAAUGUGACAGAAUGGUGGAACGUGAAGGAGCUGAUCUCCACGUCCCAGCCCGAGCGCCUGUGUCCCGACCCCCAGAUCAAAAACUGCGGAAAUUCCUCGGACUACCUGACACUGAUCACCCUGAACGACCGAGCUGCACCGGCCGGCUUCUCUCUCAUCACAGGAUACGGAAUAAUUGGUUUGUAUGUGACCUUCAUUCUGUUGAUCGGUCGUAUCCUGCGACUGAGCACCACCGGGCUGGCGGAGAGAAUUACGUACCUGGAGCUGCCCUACGUAGACAACAUGUUACAGCUCUGUCUGGACGUCUAUCUGGUCCGAGAGAUGCACGAGUUCAGACUCGAGGAAGAUCUGUACGCCAAACUCAUCUUCGUGUACCGCUCCUCUGAGACCCGAGUCAAGUACACUCGACUUCCCAAGGAACUCAUCAUCACAGACGCCAAGAAAAACGACCCUGUACAUCUUCGUUGUAGCAUCAUUGGUCUGUACGUCUCCCUGGUACUGGUGAUUGGGCGAUUCGUUCGUCUCUAUUUUUCUGGCAGCUCGUACAACAUCGUGUUCCAGGAGCUGCCUAACGUGGACAACAUUCUCAAUCUGUGUUUGGACAUUUACAUGGUGAGAGAGAGCCGGGACUACCGCAUGGAGGAGUACCUGUUCUCAAAGCUUAUCUUCCUGUACCGGUCGCCAGAGACACUUUUUAGAUGGACCAAAAUUAAGUACAGCUGAUAAUUUUAAUAUAGGUUUUUUAAGUCAUAGAUACAAGUGCUGCCAAAAUGAUUUAUAGCCUGAAAAGUGUUCUGUAUACUGUGUGGUAUGGUAUGAUUCAUGAAACAUUUUAGAUUGAAAAUUUUCAUUUUUUCAUUUUUUUUUAAAGAUGUACAUGAAAUUGUAUAUAAAUGCUUACAGGGUAUUUAAUUUCAUGAACACAGUUAUGUGAAUAUCAUUUCUGGAAACAAUUUAACUGAAUCAAGUGCCUUUCUUGCAUUAUUUUCCCUGCCAGUGGAUUUUUCAUUUGAAAAUCUUAUUUAGAGAAGAAUUAUCUCCCUUUAAUCAUCUGCUUAUUUAAAAAAAAGAGUUAAAAUUUGGUUUCUUCAUCACUCUUUUGUGCCUUUUAUUGAAAUAUUAAUUAAACUUUUUGAAUUGUAAAACAAUGAAGGUCAAUGCUAGAAUAGCAAAUAAAUGAGUAGAGAGGUCACAUUUGGUGAUAAUGAUAGUUUUAAUGUGUAUAAUAAUAUUAGUGUUCAUGAUUUUAUAAACAUGAUGAUUUUUACCUUCUGUAGAGAUUGAAAAAAUAUGCUCUGUUUUUAAAGACCUUUUAAUUCAGAAAGUAUAGUCUGAGGGCUUCACAUAGAUUCAAAUUCUUAUAUUUUAUGAUUUUGCAUGUCGCAUAAAAAAUUCUUGCUGCAUGACUAGCAUGUACACCUAAUAAAACUUGUUAUUCAUUUGCAAAAAAAAGUUGGAGCAGAUAAAGUAAAGUAUUUUGCUUGUGUGCAUGUGAUGUCUGUGUGUAAAGGGGGGGGGGGGUUGUUAGUUUGACCUUUUGUGCAUCAUAAUGGAAAUGAUGUAAUUUGCAUUGGUAUCCAUGUUGAAUACUGUCUUUAUUUAAUAUAGAUGUGCUCUUUUGCAAGGGGAAGCCCAGCUUUGCUCUUAUAUUCUUAUAACAGAAGAACCAAAUAUAAUGCAGGAAAUUUAAAGAAUUUUAACAAAAAAUGGGGUCAGGUAUUAAACAUUGCUUACUUCUGUCAUAAGAAUGAUUUUGUUGUUAGGCAUUAUUUCCUGUUUAGUUAGACUUAUGUCAUAUUUAUCUAGUCAAUAGCUGUUGCAUGAUUUUUUUUUGUGUGCUGUAAACAAGGGUAUUUAAACUGUGAAAUGUAUAAUCAUAUCACAUAACUACCUCCUUUAGUCCUAUGGAAUUUAGACAAUGGUUACUAGUACUUCAUUGUAGCCAUUUUCGAAAUAAUAAACACACACAAAAAUUUGGCUGAAAAAUGGAAUUGCAUGUAAUAUAUUAUUUUAUUUCAUUGAAAAAUGAUAUCUCUAGAAAAGAAAAUAAAUAAUAAUUUGGGAAAAAAAAAUCAGGAUUUAAAUUUCAUACAGCUGAACUUCUUUUUUUUUUUGUUUUCACUUUUUUUGUGUGUGUGUGUGUGUUUUUUUUUUUUUUUUGGUUUGAGGUUCUUUGGUAAUUUAAUUUUGGUUAAAAAUAUCUUUAAGAAAAAACAAUUUUAUUACUAGUAACACAAUGUUGAGAUGGAGGAAUAACUAAUUUACAGUCUAUAUAUACCUACAGGUAGUAGUUGUGUUGUUUUUAUUUUUAAUCCCUGUUUAAAUUAAUCAUUCACACACUUUUUAAAAAAAUAUCAUAUUGAAGGAAAGCCUAUGUAUUUUAGUGUUCAUAUUUUUUAAACUCCCAUCGAAAUAACAGGAUAAUGAUCUCUUGGGAAAUGAGUGCUCAGACACUCUGUAUAAUCUAAAAUAGCCGGCUAAGUACAACUUAAAAUUAAUACAAUCAACACAUUACUAUUGAAUCUUAUGAUUAUUGGUUUCCUUUUUACAAGUAUUGAAUGAGAACACUGAAAUUUUUUCAAAUUUAAAAAAAUAAAACUUAUAUUGCUUGUUCACAGAGAUCUGAAAUCCCCAUGUAUGAGUUUUGAAAUAUGUAUGUAUUAAGGUUCAUAACCCUCUGCUCACUCAUAUGAUUUUUUUCUUUAACUUUUAUGAUUUUCCAAAGCAAAUGUAUAUGCUGAAUAAAAUACAAACAAUUAUAGCAUGGCCUGCGGGGCAAAAUUUGACAAAAAAGGCACUUAAACUUGACAAAUUUAUAAAGGAAUAAUAGACAUUUGUGUCAUUAAGAGUUAUCUCUCUUAUCAGAGUAUCAAUGAACCUUAAUGUAGUAAUCAUUUUGAAUUUUUUUUAAAGAGAAGCCUUUUGUAUAAUUAUAGAUGCAGAAUAUGCAUUCAAUUUUAAAUAAAUGGAUUUUUAAUUCUAAUUUUAAUGACCAGAAAACCACAAAAACCACUCAUUUUACACCUGAAUGAUUUACCUUUACUAGGUAACUCAAAUGAUAACAUCAGACAACAACCAAGUUUAUUUUAAAAGAUAUAAUUACUAGCAGUUCCCAAGUCUUUAUGAAUGAACCAUUUUUUUCCCUUCGGAAAAUAGUGUUAAUGUAUGAAAAUUUAUGUAAGUAGAGGGCGAUUAGAUUUGAGUCCCAGUCUAUUUGACUGAUUGGUUAACAAUAAUAGAUUCUUAUAUCUUUGUUAUGUAAUGUAGUUUUACUCUGUAAUUAAAUACUAGGAAUACUAAAUAUAUCACAGUCACCACAAAUGUAUGGCAUAUUUAAGGGCCUGUAUCCACGUUUUUGUGCUACCAAUAGUUUUGUGUGCAUUUUUAAUUCCACCAUAACUUUUAUCCUCCUAUCAGGUGUUUUGCUCAUUUAUUACCAUUUUCCCCAAAUCAUGUGCAAUAGUCAUUUCAUAUUUGUCAUUUUGUUUUCAUUGAAUAAAUGCUUGCUAUCAAA
Saccostrea cuccullata (small rock oyster) is the source of this 10240-nucleotide messenger RNA. Its product is annotated as piezo-type mechanosensitive ion channel component 2-like. Gene Ontology annotation, molecular function: mechanosensitive monoatomic ion channel activity. The record is from RefSeq and is a predicted model, not a curated record. Gene Ontology annotation, cellular component: membrane. The transcript is spliced from 51 exons. NCBI's taxonomy places the organism in Eukaryota, Metazoa, Mollusca, Bivalvia, Ostreida, Ostreidae. The coding region runs from base 151 to 7449 and encodes 2432 amino acids.